AGGCUGCCACUCUUUAUUUGUCAGACUGAUAAGCAAAACAAACACGAAAUUCGUAAGUAGAAAGACGAACAGAAAACGAAAAGGAAAAGGAAGUCAGGUGCGUACGUUAUUUUCAAAUAGCGUAAGCUGGCCAGAAUGUCCGUGGUGACUCGGAGAGUGGCCGUCUGUCUACCAACAUUGUUGCAGCAUAGCAGCCGCCUCUCUAUACGCAUCGAUUUGCCGCGCCGGACAUUCACAGCCCACACAAAACGAAGCCGCAUCAUAUUAAGGUCUGAUGUAAUAGGAAAUGGCAGCAAAUCUUUGGGACGGCGUUGUACCCAUGGCAAGGGUGAGACAAGUCAGGACUUUACAUUUAUUCUGCUGCGCUGGUCCAAGCAGAUAUGGGACAAAAUGUUUGGCAAAUAUCUGCUAAUCACAAACGUUCUCGGCUCCGGUGUCUUGAUGGUUGUGGGUGAUGUCAUUGCCCAGGAGUAUGAGUAUCGACAUGGACUGCGGAAACAGGAUCGCUACGAUGGCGAUCGCAUGUAUCGCAUGUUUGUGGCAGGAGCAUUGCAGGGACCACUGCAUCAUUAUGUGUACAAGUGGAUGGAUCGUGUAAUGCCACAUCGCACGUUCAUCAAUAUCUGCAAAAAGAUUCUGAUUGAUCAACUGUUCAUGUCGCCCGCCUGCAUUCUAAUAUUCUUCUACUCGAUCUGCUAUCUGGAGCGUCAAACGUUGCAGGAAACGCAUCAGGAGCUGAUUGCCAAGUUUCCCUACAUCUACCUCUUGGAUUGGUUAACCUGGCCGGCAGCUCAGUAUAUUAACUUUCGUUACCUGGACACCAAAUACCGUGUGGCCUUUGUCAACGUCUGCACGGCGGUCUACAACGUCCUAAUGUCUUAUAUAAAGCACGACUUUGGCAUCCAUCUACCCUUGGAGCCCAAUAAUCUAUCCGAAAUCGCCCGUAAUCCCCUCAAAAACCCCGAAACGGAAACCAAAGAAAUAAUCACAACGGCAAGCAAGACAUAAUUAUUAAUAUAUAAUUAUCUAACUAAUUUAUAUUGCAUUUUCCUGCUGUGUGAUAUCAUCAAACAAAACUAUGAUACUAAAUUUGUUAGUCAUCGACGUACUUUUGUGCGUAAUAUCUAUGCAUAUCAUUAAAAUGAGGCUAUUAGCAAAAUUAUAUAAAAGCAAACAUGGUAGAAACUCAAUAAAACUCUGUGUACCAUUUUUUAAGUAA
This is a messenger RNA of Drosophila innubila, 1219 nucleotides long. Its product is annotated as mpv17-like protein 2. NCBI's taxonomy places the organism in Eukaryota, Metazoa, Arthropoda, Insecta, Diptera, Drosophilidae. Bases 136 to 1008 code for a protein of 290 amino acids. Gene Ontology annotation, cellular component: membrane; cytoplasm. Gene Ontology annotation, biological process: mitochondrial ribosome assembly. The record is from RefSeq and is a predicted model, not a curated record. The transcript has a single exon.